CUCACCCCUCAUGUCUUUCGGUUGCAUUCAAGAUGGCGGCUGUAACACGCGCAUUUCCCCGCUUGCCAGUUGUUGUUAUUCUAGGGUGUACCGGGACAGGAAAAUCCAAACUAGCCAUCGAAAUAGGUAAGCGUAUAGGCGGGGAGAUAAUAAGCGCCGAUUCAAUGCAAGUUUAUAAAGGAUUAGACAUAAUUACCAAUAAAGUCACCACAGAAGAAAUGCGAGAAUGCAAGCACCACAUGAUCGACUUCGUUUCUCCUCUGAAUGAAUUCUCAGUGGUGGAUUUUCGAAACAUGGCGUUACCUUUGAUUGAGGAGAUUAAAGGGAGAGGAAAAAUUCCGAUUGUUGUAGGUGGCACAAAUUACUACAUUGAAUCAUUAUUGUGGGAGAUUUUGAUUGACAAUGACAAUAAGCCACCAGAGAAUAGUGAUGUUGAUGAUGAUGGAGUGACUGAUAUCAAGAGAAGGAAAGAGAUGGAGACAGAGACAAAAAUUAAUCAAAAGUUUGUAAAUACAAAGAAGGAAGAUAUAAAAGAAAAUAACAAAAAUUAUAAGAAAGAAUUUAACAACGUUGAACUUCACAAGGAGCUCCAAAUAGUUGAUCCUGUAAUGGCUAGGCGCAUUCACCCAAACGAUACUAGAAAGAUUGCAAGAAGCCUGCAAGUCUUUGAGCAACAUGGAAGGCCUCAUAGUGAACUCCUAGCUGAGCAGCAAUCCAAAGAUGGUGGAAGUGCAUAUGGGGGCCCUUUAAGAUUUGACUUAACAUGCGUGUUCUGGCUUCACUGUGAGAAGGAAAUACUUAACAAGAGACUGGACAGUAGGGUUGAUGCAAUGCUUGACAAAGGGCUAGUGCAAGAGCUCUUAGAAUUCCAUGGUUCUUACAACAAACUUCGUCAAGAUGAUAACUCCAGGUAUUCAGAGGGGAUUUUUCAGUCAAUAGGGUUUAAAGAAUUUCACAAUUUUUUAGUUCAGCAACAAAAAGGGGACACAGUGAACUCCUUAAUAAAAGAGGAAGACAAAAAAGUAUUUGAUGAGUGUGUUGAGGCAAUGAAGGCAGUGACAAGAAGGUACGCCAAAAAACAAACAAUGUGGGUGAAAAAUCGAUUCCUUAGUAGGCCCAUAGGAUCGUCACCCAAUGUGUAUGAGCUGGAUGCUACAGAUCUUAGUUCUUGGGAAAGUAAUGUCCUUGACAGGGGACUAGGGAUAUUAGAAAACUUGUUACAAGACAAGCAGCCUAGUGUAGACCCGAUUGCUAGGAUAAUAAGAGAUCAGCAAUCAACUCAUGUGCAACACACUUGUGAGGUCUGUGAUAACAGGGUUAUUAUUGGUGAUAAAAACUGGGCCAGUCAUUUGGUUUCCAAGUCACACAAGUGGCAUUUAAAAAAGCAAAUGAAGAAGAGUGAUAAAAAGGAAACUGAAAAAGAGUUAAGAUAGCUUUGUCCUUUUUUGCAAGUACACAAUUGCAAGGGCAUUUGUCAAGGAGGUUUUACAGGUAUGAAUGUUUUCAAUAUCUAAAAUCUGCUGGUUUUCAAAUAAGACUUGGCAGACAGGUGGUGUGCCUGCAAUGGUCUUCCUAAAUGAAUAGACUUAAUAAAAAUAUGAAAAAUUAAAUUUUUAUUAAUGAAAACCCCAGCUUCCAUGUUGAUGUAAUUGUUAAUUUGUCAUUUUUUUAUAAACUUAGAAAUGCAUGUUGCUGUUACAUUUUUGUAUGUCAUCCAAGCAAUUUGCAAAAAGUUACUUUACACCAAAGAAUUGUUCACUUAUAAAUUAAAACCUCAAAAUGCAUUUUCAACAAUGUACAUGCAAUAAAUCAAUAUUCAAUUGUUA
Messenger RNA from Nematostella vectensis (starlet sea anemone), 1826 nucleotides. Its product is annotated as tRNA dimethylallyltransferase. Gene Ontology annotation, molecular function: ATP binding; tRNA dimethylallyltransferase activity. The transcript has a single exon. The record is from RefSeq and is a predicted model, not a curated record. The coding region runs from base 33 to 1433 and encodes 466 amino acids. Gene Ontology annotation, biological process: tRNA modification. Lineage: Eukaryota; Metazoa; Cnidaria; Anthozoa; Actiniaria; Edwardsiidae. Gene Ontology annotation, cellular component: mitochondrion.